This is a messenger RNA of Leptosia nina, 1014 nucleotides long. Lineage: Eukaryota; Metazoa; Arthropoda; Insecta; Lepidoptera; Pieridae. The record is from the annotation of a GenBank genome assembly.
AUGUGCGAAUGGAGAUUAGUGGUGAUAUUUCACGUGCUGCUUGUGUGCUACGCGUCUUGGGCCAGGGAAAUAAAAUCCUUUGAAACUACCCUCGACAACCACGUGUCAUCAGGCAAUAGGACCCAGAGAUUUCUAUUCGACUCGAUUUUCGGGCUCGAAGUACCGCUUCUGGACGAACAGAGUGUAGAAGAUGACGAAGAAGAUACCACCCAGGUCAGGAAUUGUUCGUGUGAAUGCGGCAGGGCAAAUCCACUUCCUAAGAAAAUUGAUUGCGGAGGUCCGAACCAGGAAAACCGCAUAGUGGGCGGAUUUCCGGCUGGUCUCAACCGUUACCCGUGGAUGGUGAGGCUGGUGUAUGAUGGCCAGUUCCACUGUGGAGGGUCCCUUGUCACCAAGGAGUAUGUUCUCACUGCCGCACACUGUGUUAGGAAAUUAAAACGAUCGAAAAUCAGAAUAAUACUUGGCGACCACGACCAGACGUUGACUACAGAGAGUGCAGCCAUAAUGCGUGCUGUGACAGCCAUUAUAAGGCACCGAAGCUUCGACGCUGACUCCUAUAACAACGACAUCGCUUUGCUCAAACUGCGGAAACCAGUCACCUUCUCGAAGAUCAUUAAGCCCGUGUGUUUACCUGCAGCAAGUGUUGACCCAGCAGGCAAGGAUGGCAUUGUGGUGGGUUGGGGUCGUACUUCUGAAGGUGGCCAGUUGCCUGCGAUAGUCCAAGAAGUCCGUGUUCCUAUACUGUCAUUGCAGCAGUGCCGUGGCAUGAAGUACCGAGCAUCACGCAUUACUAAUAAUAUGCUUUGCGCGGGUCGAGCAUCAACAGAUUCUUGUCAAGGCGACAGUGGCGGCCCCUUGUUAGUACAACAGGGCGACAGAUAUCAGAUUGUUGGUAUCGUUUCUUGGGGUGUUGGUUGCGGUCGACCUGGAUACCCUGGCGUCUAUACAAGGAUAACCCGCUAUCUACCCUGGCUUCGAGCAAAUUUGAGGGAUACAUGUCUCUGCGCGAGUUAG